This is a messenger RNA of Osmia lignaria (orchard mason bee), 4725 nucleotides long. It is a transcript of the gene Med, whose product is annotated as Smad/Smad4 homolog Medea. The record is from RefSeq and is a predicted model, not a curated record. Gene Ontology annotation, biological process: BMP signaling pathway; anatomical structure morphogenesis; cell differentiation. Gene Ontology annotation, cellular component: heteromeric SMAD protein complex. Gene Ontology annotation, molecular function: I-SMAD binding; RNA polymerase II cis-regulatory region sequence-specific DNA binding; DNA-binding transcription factor activity, RNA polymerase II-specific. Lineage: Eukaryota; Metazoa; Arthropoda; Insecta; Hymenoptera; Megachilidae.
CCUAACUUCACCUAGGGGUGUCUGAGACCCACUACAGUCGUGACCCUCGAGAACAAAGGCACGUCUGGUCUUGUUGUAUCUGUAGUCACUGGUACGGUUCUACUAGGUUCUACUGAUGUCGCAACGAUUCAAUCUAACCUCCGAAAAAAACUAGCAGCGUCCUACUCGAAGUAACUGUCAGUUCACGGUACGUCAUCGCAAAAAGAUUCGAGUAAGGUUAUUUCGUACAUAAUCGACUUGUAUUAGUUCGUCAACCGAUUAGCGAAUCCACGUCUACGACACAUGGCUAGCAGAUCGUUGUUAGAUGGUAAAUCAUAAAAACUUAAGUACGUCGAAGCCAAGGAUAAGAAUAGUGUCUCAAUCGAAGAAUUGGAACGGUAUUCGCCACGGCUUUCACAGAGAUGGUUGGAUUGGCGGGCGGGGGAGGUCAUCUGUAUCCCUCGCCCCCAAUGCAACCUAAUCCAGAAUUGAGAGAAAUGACAGGAAUCGCUCCUAGUGCCCCGACUAGUGCAGAUGCAUGUUUAAGUAUAGUACAUUCGCUCAUGUGCCACCGUCAGGGUGGUGAAAGUGAAGGAUUCAGCAAACGUGCCAUUGAAUCUUUGGUGAAAAAACUUAAAGAAAAGAGAGAUGAAUUAGAUAGCUUGAUAACAGCUAUUACUACAAAUGGAGCACAUCCCAGUAAAUGUGUUACAAUACAGAGAACUCUUGAUGGUAGGCUACAAGUUGCUGGUCGUAAAGGUUUUCCACAUGUUAUUUAUGCACGAAUUUGGAGAUGGCCAGAUUUACACAAGAAUGAAUUAAAACACGUCAAAUACUGCCAGUUUGCUUUUGACUUAAAAUGUGAUUCUGUAUGUGUAAAUCCGUAUCACUAUGAGAGAGUUGUAUCUCCUGGCAUAGACCCGUUCUUUACAGACCUAUCUGGGCUGACUCUACAGUCGGGAGUAGGCGUGGGACCAGGUAGAUUGGUCAAAGAUGAGUACUCGGUUGGCGGUGGUGGAAGUGCAGCGGCCGGUGCAGUAGGAACUGCAAUGGAUGUUGAUGGAGAAAUGAACCAAACUAUUCAACAUCAUCCACCUGCUCAACCUACAUCAUCCAAUAACACUCAACCCUCUCAACAGAGUUUUAUACCAGGCUUAGCUCCGCCUAAUCCAACUAGUGGUGAGGGUGUGUUUGGCAGUAAUGGGGGAGGGAAUAAUAAUGGUAACCCACACAAUAAAUUGGAUGAGAAUAAUUGCCCCAGGCAAACCUGGAUUCCUACACCUCAUCAUCCUACAACGCGUAACAUUCAUCAUCUAGUACAUCCAAUGAGUCACACCGUAGGUAGCCAACAGCAGUCAUUGAGUUCAUCUGGUGGAGGUAAUGGUGCACAAAUGCUGAGUCCUUCCCAGGGACAAUCUACUGAAACAUUUUAUGGAACAAAUACUCCUCCUCAAGACCUUAACCAACCAUCUACUGUUGAUGCAUUAACAGCAUCCUUAGGAGAAGGUCAAAGUUCUCCUGUAUCACCUGUACACCUUCAUCAUCCAAAUGGAUUUCCAGUGGGUACAGCUUCUUACAAUUCAGGUGCUCCGCAGUGGACUGGAGCUAAUACUCUUACAUAUACACAAAGCAUGCAACCUCCGGAUCAUAGGCAUCUUCAUCCUACCUCUUUCUGGGGUGGUCAUGGAGGUGAAGUAGGUGGAAACAUUGGUGGUUUACUUUCUACGCAACCAGCGCCAGAAUAUUGGUGUUCUGUUGGCUAUUUUGAGUUAGACACUCAAGUAGGAGAAACAUUUAAAGUAAGCAGCGGUUGUCCUACCGUAACAGUCGAUGGAUAUGUCGAUCCAAGCGGUGGUAACAGGUUUUGUUUAGGCGCAUUGAGUAAUGUACACAGAACAGAACAAAGUGAAAAGGCGCGACUUCACAUAGGAAAAGGAGUUGUGUUAGAUUUAAGAGGCGAAGGAGACGUUUGGUUAAGAUGCCAAAGUGAACAUAGUGUCUUUGUACAGUCUUACUAUUUAGACCGAGAAGCAGGUCGUGCACCCGGUGAUGCCGUACAUAAAAUUUAUCCUUCUGCGUAUAUUAAGGUCUUUGAUUUACGACAGUGUCACAAACAAAUGAGAGGACAAGCUGCUACUGCUCAAGCUGCAGCUGCGGCACAAGCUGCUGCUGUAGCGGGACAUUUGACGCAUGGAGCACCAAUUACUAAAAGUCUUAGCGCAGCAGCAGGGAUAGGCGUAGAUGAUCUCCGACGACUUUGUAUUUUACGUUUAAGUUUUGUGAAAGGCUGGGGUCCCGACUAUCCCCGUCAAAGUAUAAAAGAAACUCCAUGUUGGAUAGAGGUUCACUUGCACAGAGCUCUUCAGUUACUGGAUGAAGUUUUACAUACUAUGCCAAUAGAUGGUCCCCGCGGAAUUGAAUAAUUUUAUUUUAUUUUGAAUAAUACAAAUGUUACAAAAAAGACAUCACAUUGCUACAAAUUCUACAUCAAGUGUGCAAAAUAUAUAAAAUGCAUACAUAUACGAUAUAAAAAUGUUAAAAACAAUGCGAAUACGAAGUUCAAAAGAAUACAUAGAGUUAUAUUAACCGCGAUUUUCGCUGAAAUUUUUUAUAUAUUUUACACACAUGAUUUACGCGUAGAAUAAAAUGUGUGCCACGGCCUUGCAUUACCGUCAACGUACAAACGUCAUGCAAAGGAGAUAUUAUUUUUGUUCAUGAAAAAUUAUAUUUUAAGAAGAAGGAAUCGUAUCUACAAAAAACAUGCGAAGGUAGGAUGAAAGACUUAUAUUUUAAUAGGCAGCAAAGAUCUGAUUCAAAGGAAAAAAUACAGUUUUCAUGACAUGGUUUAGCGAGCUCAGCAAAAUGCAUGGGUAAAACGUGAUACUUUCGGAAACAUUAAUAGUCAUAAUCUCGUUUUUUGAGAUUAGCUUUGUAAGAUAGCUUAACUGAGAUACAUCCUACUUAAAGAACGAUAAAAUACAAUGUUUAUGUUGAGUAUAACAAGUGAACAAAUGGGUUAUAUGUGUGCAUAGUAGGAAGGUUUUCUGAUGAUGCAAUACAUUUCAAAAUACUGUCAGUAAACAAUUAGUAUAUGUAAGUAUUAUUAAAAAUAUUGUAUAAGUUAUUCUAUGAAUCUAUAGUAUCAGAGAGGUAAUGAUAAUAUACAGUCAGAAAAAAGGAGUAAUGAAAGAUGUUUACAUAGUUGAACAUUAAGGGAGCAAUUGAAUAGUUAAAAAGAAACAUUAGUUGUACUGACAGUAAUUUGGUAUUGUACUGUUAGAGUAACCUUUUGUGUUGAUUGUUUUAUACUUUACAACCAAAAAUCAUUACAUACUUGCAAUAUUGGGUUCAUAAUGAUAUUUCAUACUUGUUCUUUUUUAUCUUUUUUUUUCUCGUAAGAACAUGAAUUAAUUCUGUAGUUAGUAUUAUUAUAAUUAUUAAUAUAGUUGUUAGCGGUGAGACAAAUAUGAAAUCCUUUAAAACGUGGUACGAUCUUGUACUUUGAAAAGUCCAGCAAGAACUGAUCAUGUUUUAUGUGAAUUUUAACUCGCUUGUCUCUCCGAUAAUCAACUACCAAUGUUACUACUAUUACCAUGUAGUACUUGUUGAAUAAUUAUACUUACUGUUUAUCAACCAUUUUAUUAUUCUAUAUUCGUACAAAAUAUUCUUAUAUAUAUGCUAUAUUUGAUAAUACCAUACAGAGAAAAAGUUGACCAAAUUUUAUACCUACCCAUAUAUAUACAUACAUAUAUAUCUAUGCAUAUGUAUAUGUACGCAUACCAUCAUUAUGUUAUCUUUAUUUACUUUUAGAUAAAGUGAAAAGUUUACUGCUUGUUUUUAUUAAUUGAUGCAAAUUAUAGUAUUCUGAAUUUUUGCUUCUUUGUUAUCCUUAAGUAGAGAUUAUUUAGCUGUUUGUGUUCAUGUUGUCCUUGCAUUUCUUACAUUGCACUUAAUCAAGAUCAGUCUCAUUGAUACAAAUGCGAGUAGGAUUUUGUACAUAUAAGCAUAUAUUAUGAGAGAAAAAAAAUGAGUUAUUCUUGAUUAAGUGAGCGUUCAGUUAUUUUGAGAUGCUUUAUUCUCAUUAUGUAAAGUUAUGUAAUAUGUUGAGUGGCAGAAACAAGAUUGAAAAGAAGGAAAUUAAUGUAAUAACAUCGUUUAAGAUACAAUUUAAAAGAGAGAGUGAGAGAGAGAUUGAAAGUUGAUAAAAGAAAGAAAUAAGUUGUACAAUAACAGAAGGAUGUAGAUUUGUUAAUGAAUAACAAAAUGGAGAAUAAUGUUAUUCGCUAAAUCUUUGCAAAGUCUGUAUUUUAUUGAUAAAAUACAUGAUAGAUUGUUUUUAACAUUUUUUUUUGUCCAUACCAAACAAAAGAUGCAGAGCUCAAAUAAAAAGGAAAAGUCGUGUUUAAGCACACUUACCGCCAAGUUCGCUUUAGAAAUAUAUGUGCCAUCAUUUUCAUACAUACCAUACAUGAAAUAACAAACGGGAAUAAGAACUUUUAUAAAUCCUAUAUUUUUACCAAGCUGAUAAAAUACGAAUGCAACACAUGUUUAAAUUGUGGUGCUUCAGUACGUCCUACAUCCAUAGAUUUUACAAAGUUCAAAGACAAAUUUUGUAUAUCUACAAUUAAGCUGAAUUAAUCUUAUGUGAUAAUAUAAGAUGCACUGUAAAAACUGGUACAUUUGAAAUCAAUUGUAGCAUUCACAAAUAGGGUAUAAGAUAAGUAAAAAUAGGCGUAUGAAAUAGAA